This is a messenger RNA of Psylliodes chrysocephalus, 932 nucleotides long. Lineage: Eukaryota; Metazoa; Arthropoda; Insecta; Coleoptera; Chrysomelidae. The record is from the annotation of a GenBank genome assembly.
UCUGGGAAGGUCUGCGUUCCGUUACGAAAUCGAUCUACGAAAGAUCGCGGCCGCGAGUACAAACCUACACGUCUCCCACGAAGUCAGUCCCGAAGAAUAACAAAAUACCAUUUCGGAAUGGUGUAUUUUUCGUGUCACGCUGUCAGUGUUACGGUGAAGUGAUUAAAAAAAAAUUGUGAUUAUUUUUGUGCACGUAAAUAAAUCGAGACGAAAAAAUGGAUGACAUAAAUUUCGCCGCUCAGUGUUUACUGGAGAUGUCGCACAGUAAAGACCACCUUAACCUACGUCCCCUGGAUCUAUCUAAAAAUAUAUUCCGCGAAGUUGUAUUCGUGAAUCCAGGACCUGCAGUGAUCGUUGAACAAAUACCUUUAGUCUCCCCCACAUACGUCAAAGAAGAACCAGUUACUGGGAGCACAGAAUCCUCGUCUUACAUGGUCGCCAGAAUCUUAACAGAUCUCACCAGAAUCAAGCAGGAACCCGUACCAGAAGUCCCAUCUGACAACGAAGGCAAUUUAACAAUUGACGAAGAUACUGACAAAGAAAUCAAAACUCCUGCACAACAAACUACAGAAAAACCUGCUACACCCACCGAAACAACCAAAAUUGAUUCAGUCACGCCCCCUAAGGUGCUUAAAUCUGUUGCGGUGACGCCUACUAAGGUGUCAAAAGGUGAUGGGGUUACGCCCAGUAAGAAAGUCGGAGUUGCUAGGGUGCAGGGGACUCCCAGGUUGGGAGCACAAGUGAGGAAGACACAUAAGUGUUCGUACGAUGGUUGCCAUAAGGUUUAUGGGAAAAGUUCGCAUCUUAAAGCUCAUCUCAGAACACAUACAGGUAGGUUCGGUGUUCGUUUUAAGACUAGUUCUAGAUACGUGUUGAAACAAUUUUGUUAUUAUCCAGAUAUAUUUUCUAUUGGAGCUAGCUCUCCAAAAUAA